This is a messenger RNA of Hydractinia symbiolongicarpus, 1622 nucleotides long. Its product is annotated as transformer-2 protein homolog alpha-like. The transcript is spliced from 8 exons. The coding region runs from base 136 to 852 and encodes 238 amino acids. Gene Ontology annotation, cellular component: spliceosomal complex. Lineage: Eukaryota; Metazoa; Cnidaria; Hydrozoa; Anthoathecata; Hydractiniidae. The record is from RefSeq and is a predicted model, not a curated record. Gene Ontology annotation, biological process: positive regulation of mRNA splicing, via spliceosome. Gene Ontology annotation, molecular function: RNA binding.
UCAGACCGUCCUUUUUCGCUGGAUGCAAUUUAGCUAGAUUUACCCUUUCUUUCACGCGGUUUUAUCAUUCAAAGACCUUUUUACAGAAGUCCAACACACUCUUGUCCAAAACAGAACAGAAGUUUCAAAAAAAGAAUGGCACCUCAUUCACGAUCAAGAUCUGCCUCUAAAUCAAGGUCUGGGUCACGUUCUGCUUCCAAAUCAAAGUCUAGAUCAAGGAGUCGAUCUCCAAAACGUUCACGAAGUCGUUCAAGAUCUAGGUCCAGAAGCCCUGUACGCCGUAGAAGAUCAUACUCGAGGUCAAGAUCAUUUUCCAGAAGUCGAUCAAGAUCACCUUAUUCAAGGCGUGGUAGAGAUAGCAGAUCACCUAUGUCAAGCAGAAAGCGUCAUGUUGGAAGCAGGGAAGCUCCUCCACCUGGAAAAUGUCUUGGUGUGUUUGGUCUUAGUAUAUACACAACAGAAAGAGAAGUAAAGAGUGCAUUUCAAAGAUAUGCUGAUGUUGUUGAUUGCAACAUUGUCCACGAUCAUGCUACUGGUCGUUCUCGUGGCUUUGCUUUCAUAAAUAUGGCCUCACUGUCUGGCGCACAAGAUGUUAAAGAACGUUUAAAUGGUAGCGAACUGGAUGGACGGCGCAUACGUGUUGACUAUUCUAUAACGCAAAGACCACAUACUCCAACACCUGGUGUUUACAUGGGUAGACCAACUCAGUCUUCUAAACGAGGAUAUCGGGGAGGUGGUGAUCGAUAUGGUGACAGAGGCGGUGACAGAGGCGGUGAAAGAGGAGGAAGGUAUUCCAGACGCUCCUAUUCCAGAUCUCGAUCCAGGUCACCUUAUUAUCGUGACCGGUACUAAAGCUUGAGCAUGCAACACAAAGCAGAACUAAAAACUACUGGUUGUUUUACGUACCACUCAGCUUUUUUCUAUGUAACACAUUUCGUGUGCACGCGAAAACAUCAUUGAUCGUUAUACUAGUUUUCGUUUUAAUGUAUAUAUAUAUAGUAGUAGGUUUUACGUUAAGUGUCACAUGUUUUUUUUCAGUAUGGAAUAUGAUUAAGAACGAAGUUUGAACCAGAAUGAGUUAUCCGAAGAAAGAAGCCAAAAGCUUCCAAGAAUUUGUAAAUUUAUGAAGAGAGUUCAAAAUGCUUCGUAAUCAACGUAAUUUUGAAGAAAGAAGCUAAAAACUUUGAGGGGGUACAGAAAUUAGUAUUCUUUUGUUGCUUUGCGAAGAAAGAAGUUUUAAGAAAAAAGAGAAGAAAGAAGCCAAAAGCUUUCAGAUUAUGAGAAAAAUUUUAGCCUUCCAUCUUAUGAAGAAAGAAGCAAAAAGCAUUCAGAAUGUGGGAAAAUAAGCUUUAGGGUUCGGUUCAGAAGAAAGAAGCUUUUAAAAAUUCUAAAAAAAACUUUGCAUAAGAAGAAAGAAGCAAAAACAGGCUAACGAGAAGGUAUCUUGAGUUAUAGGAGAAGAAAGAAGCAACUGAGAAAAAAUGGAAGAUUUUAAGAAGUAUUUUCUUUGCUUUCCCUCUAAAAAAGUGAGAAAGUGUAGGGUUUUUUCCAUUUAUUUUUUGCCAUGCUAACAAGUUGAACUUUAACGUGUUUACUUUUUAAGAAAAAAAACGAACCAAUAA